Schistocerca gregaria is the source of this 1118-nucleotide messenger RNA. RefSeq names its product NADH-ubiquinone oxidoreductase chain 5-like. Lineage: Eukaryota; Metazoa; Arthropoda; Insecta; Orthoptera; Acrididae. Gene Ontology annotation, molecular function: NADH dehydrogenase (ubiquinone) activity. Gene Ontology annotation, biological process: electron transport coupled proton transport; ATP synthesis coupled electron transport. The record is from RefSeq and is a predicted model, not a curated record. The transcript has a single exon. The coding region runs from base 500 to 850 and encodes 116 amino acids.
UAUUGUUUUAAUAUUUAUUCUUUCUAUAGGUUUUUUAAUUAUUAGUCCUAAUUUAAUUAGAAUUUUAUUAGGUUGAGAUGGUUUAGGUUUAGUUUCUUAUUGUUUAGUUAUUUAUUAUCAAAAUGUAAAAUCUUAUAGUGCUGGUAUAUUAACUGCACUUUCUAAUCGUAUUGGUGAUGUUGCUAUUUUAAUUUCUAUUGCAUGAAUGUUAAAUUUUGGUGGUUGAAAUUAUAUUUAUUAUUAUGAUUUUAUUUCUAAUUCUUUUGAAAUAAAGCUCAUUACUAUAUUAAUUGUUUUAGCAGCUAUAACUAAGAGAGCUCAGAUUCCUUUCUCUUCAUAACUUCCUGCUGCUAUAGCAGCUCCUACUCCUGUUUCUGCUUUAGUUCAUUCUUCUACUCUUGUUACUGCUGGUGUUUAUUUAUUAAUUCGUUUUAGACCAAUAUUGGAUACUUAUAAUUGUGGUUGAUUUUUACUUUUAAUUGGUUGUAUAACUAUAUUUAUGGCUGGAUUGGGCGCUAAUUUUGAGUUUGAUUUAAAGAAGAUUAUUGCUCUUUCUACUUUAAGACAACUUGGUUUAAUAAUAAGAAUUUUGGCUAUAGGUUAUCAAAAGCUUGCAUUUUUUCAUUUAUUGGCUCAUGCUUUAUUUAAGGCAUUAUUAUUUAUAUGUGCAGGUUCAAUAAUUCAUAAUUUGAAGGAUUCUCAGGAUAUUCGUUUUAUAGGAUCAAUUGUUAAUUUCAUACCUUUAACUUCAGUUUGUUUUAAUGUUUCUGGUUUAUCUUUGUGUGGAAUACCUUUUUUAGCGGGAUUUUAUUCAAAGGAUUUAAUUCUUGAGAUGGUUUGUUUAAGAUGAAUUAAUUGUUUAAUUUUUUUCUUUAUUUUUUUUCUACUGGUUUAACUGCUUCUUAUUCUUUUCGUUUGUUUUAUUAUUCAAUAUCUGGUGAUAAUAAUUUUUAUUCUAGAUUUUCUUUUGAUGAUAAGGGUUAUUAUAUUUCAUUUGGAAUAAUUGGUCUAUUGUUUGUUGCUGUUUUUGGUGGUAGUCUUUUAUCUUGAUUAAUUUUUCCUAUUCCUCAUGUGAUUGCUUUACCUUAUUAUUUAAAGUUUUUAACUAUUACAGUUGU